GGACCAAUCCCGGGAAGGGAGGCGCUGCCGGCCCCCAGGCUCGCCGCGCGCCCCCUCCCCACUCGCCCGGCCCCACCCCGCGAGCACCUCUGGUGCAGAGGAGACGAGCCGCGGAGGAUCCUUCUGCUCUGUCGGAGGAUGAGGUUUUGGCUGAGAAAUGAAGAGAUGGCCCUGGAGGAAAUGGUGCAGAGAUUAAAUGCGGUUUCCACGCGCACUGAUGAAAUCAUGCACCAGGACAUCAGCCCGCUCUGCGCCGCCGACAUCCAGGACCAGCUGAAGAAGCGCUUUGCUUACCUGUCUGGUGGGCGGGGGCAGGACGGCAGCCCCGUGAUCACCUUCCCGGACUACCCGGCCUUCAGCGACGUCCCGGACAAGGAGUUCCAGAAUGUCAUGACCUACCUCACCAGCGUCCCCAGCUUGCAGGAUGCCGGCAUUGGAUUCAUCCUGGUCAUAGACCGAAGGCAGGACAAAUGGACCUCGGUGAAGGCGUCGGUCCUGCGGAUAGCAGCAUCCUUCCCGGCAAACCUCCAGCACGUCCUUGUUCUGCGCCCAACAGGAUUUUUCCAAAGGACUCUCUCUGACCUAGCUUUCAGAUUCAACAGAGAUGACUUUAAGAUGAAGGUACCGGUCACAAUGCUGAGCUCAGUACCAGAAUUACACGAUUACAUCGACAAGUCCCAGCUGACCGAGGACCUGGGCGGGACCCUGGACUACUGCCACACCAAGUGGUUGUGUCACCGCACAGCGAUCGAAAGUUUCGCCGUCAUGGUUAAGCAGACCGCUCAGAUGCUACAGUCCUUCGGGACCGAGCUGGCUGAAACGGAACUGCCCAACGAUGUGCAGUCGACAAGCUCAGUGCUCAGCACACACAUGGAGAAGAAGGACAAAGCGAAGGAGGACAUGCGGUUGGCACUGGACGAGGGGCAGAGCAUCCUGGAGAGCAUCAGGGAGCCUUUGGCCAAGAGCACGGAGCAGAGCCUGAACCAGGACCAGCUGGACAAUCAGACCACCGUGCAGAGGCUCCUGGCCCAGCUGAACGAGACCGAGGCUGCCUUCGAUGAGUUUUGGGCAAAGCAUCAGCAAAAGCUCGAGCAGUGUCUGCAGCUCCGGCAUUUCGAGCAGGACUUCCGAGAGGUCAAGGCUGCCUUGGAUGGGUUGGCCCAGAAGAUAGCGACCUUCACCGACGUGGGCAACAGCCUGGCGCACGUGCAGCACCUCCUGAAGGAUCUCGCCGGCUUCGAAGAGAAGUCCAGUGCAGCCGUGGAGCGGGCCCGCACCCUGUCCCUGGAGGGCGAGCGGCUCAUCGACAACAAGCACUACGCGGUGGACUCCAUACGCCCCAAGUGCCACGAGCUCCGGCACCUCUGCGACCAGUUUGCGGCCGAGGUCAGGCGCCGGAGGGGGCUGCUGGGCAAGUCGCUGGAGCUGCACGGCCUCCUGGAGGCGUCCAUGAAGUGGUGUGAUGAAGGGAUCUACCUGCUGGCCUCGCAGCCUGUGGACAAGUGCCAAUCCCAGGACGGCGCUGAGGCUGCCCUCCAGGAGAUCGAGAAGUUUUUGGAGAGCGGUGCAGAAAAUAAGAUCCAGGAGCUCCAUAAAAUUUACCAGGACUAUGAACUCAUCCUCACCCAAGACCUGAUGGAACACGUGCAGAAGGUCUUCCAGAAGCAAGAGAGCAUGGAAGAGAUGUUUCACCGGAGACAGGCGAGCCUGAAGAAGCUGGCAGCCAAGCAGAUGCGGCCCGUGCAGCCGGUGGCCCCCCGGCCAGAGGCGCUCACGAAAUCACCCUGUCCUUCCCCAGGCAUCCGGAGAGGUUCAGAGAACAGUGAGGGCAGUGCGCUGCGGAGAGGGCCCUACAGGAGGGCCAAGAGUGAAAUGAGCGAGGGCCGGCAGGGCCGGGGCAGCUCCACGGGGGACGAGGAGGAGAGCCUGGCCAUCUUGCGAAGGCACGUGAUGAACGAGCUCCUGGACACGGAGCGGGUCUACGUGGAGGAGCUGCUGUGUGUCUUGGAGGGCUACGCUGCCGAGAUGGAUAACCCGUUAAUGACGCAUCUCAUCUCAACAGGCCUUCAAAACAAGAAGGAUGUUCUAUUUGGAAACAUGGAAGAAAUUUACCACUUUCAUAACAGAAUAUUCCUGAGGGAGCUAGAAAAUUACAUAGACUGCCCAGAGCUGGUUGGAAGGUGUUUUCUGGAAAGGAUGGAGGAGUUCCAGAUCUACGAGAAGUACUGUCAGAACAAGCCCCGCUCCGAGAGCCUGUGGAGACAGUGUUCCGACUGCCCCUUCUUCCAGGACUGCCAGAGGAAGCUGGACCACAAGCUGAGUCUGGACUCCUACCUGCUGAAACCGGUCCAGAGAAUCACCAAGUACCAGCUGCUGCUCAAGGAAAUGCUGAAAUACAGCAAGAGCUGUGCAGGGGCCGAGGACCUGCAGGAGGCGCUGAGCUCCAUCCUGGGCAUCCUCAAGGCGGUGAACGACUCCAUGCACCUCAUCGCCAUCACGGGCUAUGACGGGAACCUGAGCGACCUGGGGAAGCUGCUGAUGCAGGGCUCCUUCAGCGUCUGGACGGACCACAAGAGGGGCCACGCCAAGGUGAAGGACCUGGCCAGGUUCAAGCCCAUGCAGCGGCACCUGUUCCUGCACGAGAAGGCCGUGCUCUUCUGCAAGAAGAGGGAGGAGAACGGGGAGGGCUAUGAGAAGGCACCGUCCUACAGCUACAAGCAGUCCCUCAACAUGGCGGCGGUUGGCAUAACUGAGAACGUGAAAGGGGACGCGAGGAAGUUUGAGAUCUGGUACAACGCCAGGGAGGAGGUUUACAUCAUACAGGCGCCAACUCCUGAAAUUAAAGCAGCGUGGGUGAACGAAAUUCGGAAAUUGCUGACCAGCCAGCUGCAGGCUUUCAGAGAAGCCAGCCAGCACCGGGCGCUGGAGCAGUCCCAGAGCCUGCCUCUGCCCGCGGCGUCCAGCAUCAGUCCCAUGAAAGGGAACACAAGAAACAUCAAAAAGCUGGAAGAAAGAAAAACUGACCCCCUAAGUCUGGAAGGAUAUGUGAGCUCAGCAUCAUCGCCAAAGCCCCCGGAAAAGGGCAGAGGUUGGAGCAAAACAUCUCACCCCUCGGAGGCCCCUGAGGACAACGACGGCUGGUCAAGUGCCGAGGAGGCGAUUAAUUCCUCAGACGCAGAGGAGGAAGGCGGAGUGGGCCCCAGGAAGCUGGUUCCGGGGAGGUUCACGGUCAUGGCGGACGACGAGAAGGGCAGCCCUGACGCGCUGGCCGUGCGGAGCGGGGACGUGGUGGAGGUGGUCCAGGAGGGCGACGACGGCCUUUGGUUUGUCAGGAACCUGACCUCCAGCAAGGAGGGCUGGGUGCCGGCCGGCAGCCUGUCCGCGCUCCUCGGCAAGUCCGGCUCUGCCCAGUGCUUGAGCAGCUCAGAGUCCAGCGCGGGGUCCACCCUGCUGAGCAACUCCUCCAGCUGCAGCGAGAGCUGCGGCCUCCCCCUCUCAGACCUGCAGGGGUAGCCCCCCGGCCCCGGCGCAAGAGGCCGCCUGCAAACCUCUAAGUGUUCCUUUGCUUGGGCUUGCUUAGUUUGGUGAGGGGACGGUGCCCUAAGACGCCCUGGAAAAGGAGGACCUGACAAGACCCGACGAGGCGGCACCCACCACCCACGGAACCUCGGGGUGCAGGACAGGGCUCUUCAGAGGGAAGGUUCGGGAAGAUUCCAGCCUCCAGCCUCCAUGCCAGGACCCCACCCAGGGUGCAGAAGCCGGUUUCCAGGGGAAGACCGAGCUUCCUGGGAAAACCCGGAGUGAAAGAGGAGCUGCAGGCCAGCAGACCACCUGUGCAGAAGGGCACCGAG
Molecule: messenger RNA, 3851 nt
Organism: Ceratotherium simum simum (southern white rhinoceros)
Lineage: Eukaryota; Metazoa; Chordata; Mammalia; Perissodactyla; Rhinocerotidae
Gene: MCF2L
Product: MCF.2 cell line derived transforming sequence like
Biological process (GO): positive regulation of Rho protein signal transduction; intracellular signal transduction
Cellular component (GO): cytoplasm
Molecular function (GO): protein binding; guanyl-nucleotide exchange factor activity
Source: RefSeq, a predicted model, not a curated record